Messenger RNA from Durusdinium trenchii, 1188 nucleotides. The record is from the annotation of a GenBank genome assembly. Lineage: Eukaryota; Dinophyceae; Suessiales; Symbiodiniaceae.
AUGCUGCUGACGGUGGCAUAUUCCCAUGUUUGGUGGGGCUACCUACCUUUGCCUUCUCUCACACUUUGGCACUUGAGCAAAUCGCAGGAUGGUGACCGACUGCAGUACAAACUUUUGGAUGGUGACGGACCUUUGACUGGUUGGAUCAGCCUCACCACACAAGGGAGGCAGCUGGUUGUCCUUUCAGAAAAGGUUUGGAUUGCAUGUGGCGGCCUUGAGAAAGGCGGUUUGUUGGUGAGAGAAGGCAGGGAGUUGUUUAAACCCCGGCACCCACCAACUCUGAGGACCGGGGCUGUGGUCACUGAAUUGGAUCCCAUUGCUGAUGGGCGAUUGCACUACAAGCUGCUUUCAGGAAAUGGCCCUGCAACCGGUUGGGUAACUGUAGCAGCUCAAGGAAAAGAGCUGAUGAGACGAACCCAAGAAAGACCGUCGCCUUCUCCCGGUCUUCAGACUGACAGGAAGAUGUCAAAGAUCCGAAUCCUGGCCCUGGCAGGUAGCCUGACCUGUAAAGAGAUGAUCAAAUUCCAAUGCGGCCCUUUGGCGGCGGCUUUGGGCAAGGAUGUAGCAGAGUGGACUUUCGCAGAGGGCACCGUGGCUCAUCCCUUCGACGUCGCCUCCAAGAGCCUCACAGACUUUGAACGCCUUGUCGCUGGAAAGCGUCAACAAAUUUCAUCGUGGUACAUAGACAUCUACCACUGCGAGAAGGAGAGAAGCGUCACAGAGAAACAGUUUGACAAGGAGGUUGACGUGGAAUCUGUAGCGAUCAGCGAUAAGGUGGCCGAGUUGAGGCAAAGAGUUCAGGAGGAAGGGCCUUUUGACGUUGCCCUGGGAUUCUCACAAGGCUGCAUCAUGAUGCACUUCCUAAUGGGCCACCUUUGGCAAGAAGGAAUUGCACCACCCUGGAAGCUCAGCCUUUUCUUCGAAGGAAUGCAUAUUCGAGAUCAUCGAUAUGCACAUCUUUUUGAGAAGCCCCUUGACCACCGAAGCAUCCACAUUAUUGGAAAGGCCUCGCCCUACUAUGCCUAUGCGCGGGAAGGGUGGUGCAGCAAAACCAAAGUGGAGGAUUACUACCUGAACCCGGUCGUGCUGACCCAUGAAGAAGGUCAUUGCUUCCCGACCAUGCAGCCACGUGCCAAAGAGAUCUAUGAAAUUCUGCGCAAAGAGAUCAAAGCUACUAUGGAAAACUAA